AUGGCAGAUCAAACGAUCCGUACACAGACCAUUGUUUGGCCUGCUUCCACGUUCAUCACAACUUGGACCCUAGGAAGUGGCUCCGAGCCGACUGAAACACCCGCUGUAGUCAUUCCGGCAGCGACCUCAACCUCGACAGGCGAUCAAAACGUUGGUCCCAUCUUAAGUGCUCUCGUUGUUUUCGUAGUGAUAGUAUUGGUCAUGUGGUUCUAUUGCCGGCGACGUCACUCGCGUGGUCAUCGUUCGAGGCGUUCAAGUCCACGACGGGGCUCAAAGCACUCAGGCAAAGGCUCUCCGAGCAGCUCGGCUACGUCGGAUAGCACAUCUCAGAACGAUGCCAGCGUUGAAUCAGUGGCAAGUGAGAUAGGUGAAGAGCACUGGGACCAUGCUGAACCGAUGCCUGACGGGGCAAUACCGCCAAUGCCGGGGAUGCCACCGCCAGCUGCAGGAAAUUGGCCGGUACCACAGCAAGAUCCGGGUAUGGGGCCGGCGCCGCCGCACCCCCCUGCGAUGGGAUUUCCUCCUCCUGGCCAGGGCGGACACCCGCCGAUGAUGGGGCGUGGAGGCCCAGUAAUGCUUCGGGGAGGAUUACCACCGACGAUAGGCCGGGGAGGUCCUCCCCCUGGAGUGAUGUAAAUGAUGACUUGAUUGGUCUUGUGAUCAGAGAGAGCUCUCGAUCUGAGCCGACAGAUGAAUCCUAAUUAUAAGCCUUGUUAUGAUGCUCUCACGAAAGGACCAUAGAGUGAAAGAUCAAGCUCCUUAAACAAGCCCUUAGAGACACCUUAUUACCUUCGAGCUCACCAUGCAUCAGGAUUCAGGGGCUUCUUUGAGAGAGGAAUGCUUUAGGUUAGGUCAAAAGCGUAGGGUAUUCAUGCUGCAAUAAGGCUACAAU
Molecule: messenger RNA, 892 nt
Organism: Hypoxylon fragiforme
Lineage: Eukaryota; Fungi; Ascomycota; Sordariomycetes; Xylariales; Hypoxylaceae
Exons: 2
Coding region: 1-636 (211 amino acids)
Source: RefSeq, a predicted model, not a curated record